UCUAGUGACUCGUCUGUUUAUAUUCGCGUAACUAGUGUGGCAUUUAUUUAAAUGACAGUUUUUAAAAAGUGGACCGUGCACAACAAUGUUCAGAUUACAAUGGUGUGUUUAUAGAAUGCGGUAACUGACGACAACAGCCGGGCAUCUUUAUUGGAGUUCCUCUAUCAGCAUGGUAUUAAUAGUCCUUUCUCUUCUACUUACUGGUGGGAUGGUGUACUGUGAUCAAAUUGAUUCCACGGACUUCCGCACAAUUUCGCAACAAGCCCACCAAUUCAAUGAAGCAGGUGUUACAUCAUACUCGCAACUUUUAUUUGAUGUGUCAAGGAAUCAAGUAUUUGUGGGAGCGAGGGAUGCUCUCUAUCGACUAUCAUUAUGGAAUCUAAAACUACUGGAAAAGGCAUAUUGGCCUGCUCCUUCUAACAAAACUUCUUUAUGUCUGGAGAAAGGACAAACUGAAGAAGAUUGUCAUAAUUACAUCAAAGUUCUCCUUACAAAUGGCAAAUAUUUAUUUUCUUGUGGCACAGGGGCUUUUUCUCCAGAGUGUUCAUGGAGAGAAAUGGAGAAUAUCAAUAAAGUACAGGAAUGGGUGAAGGGAGUGGCUAAAUGCCCAUUUAGUCCAAAAUCUAAUAUUACUUCACUAUUGACAAUGGAAGGUCAAUAUUUUGUGGGCAGUCCUAUGGAUUUCUCUGGAACAGAUUCAGCCAUUUAUCGAAGUAUGACUCCUGUUACUCUACGGACGAAUCAGUUUAAUAGUAAAUGGCUGAAUGAUCCAGAUUUCGUGGGAUCUUUCGAAGUGGAUAAAUUUGUAUAUUUCAUUUUUAGAGAGACUGCUGUAGAAUACAUCAAUUGUGGGAAGAUCAUAUAUUCCCGAAUUGCCCGCGUUUGCAAAAACGAUACUGGAGGACAACUUAUGUUAAAAGAAAAUUGGACGACAUUUGUUAAAGCUCGUCUUAAUUGUUCUCUUCCUGGAGAAUACCCAUUUUAUUUUGAUGAGAUUCAAGGAAUGUAUUAUUUAGAAGAAGAAGGGCUUAUUUAUGCGACCUUUACUACCCCAAGUAAUAGUAUACCAGGUUCUGCUAUCUGCAUUUUUAACAUGAGUGCUAUAUCAUUGGCUUUCUCCGGACCUUUUAAACAUCAAGAUAAACCUGGCUCUGCAUGGGAACGUCAUCAUAUACCGCAUAGAAGUUUACUCGAAUGCCAAAGUUCUCCUCAUGCUCACCAACUAUUAGAUAUAUCUCUGUACCAAUUAAUGGACAGUGCUGUGCAACCUGUUACUUUAUCCCCUCUGUAUACAAGUGAACUGGAAACACUCACUCAUAUUGCUGUUGAUCAAGUGGCCACGAAGUUGCAUAGAUCUGUUCAUGUGCUGUAUGUUGCUACUUCACGAGGUUUGAUAAAGAAAAUAUCAGUUUUACCUCGUACGAUGGAAACAUGUGUGGUAGAAAUUUGGAAACCUUUUGAAGACAGUUAUCCUUCUCCAAUAAAAACACUCCAUUAUCUGAAAGAAACAAAUUCUGUGUAUGUCGGUGCAGACUUCACACUUUUACAAAUAACAGCUCAUCACUGUAACAGAUUUAAAAAUAUGGUUGCAUGUUUGAAUGCUAUGGAUCCAUAUUGUGGAUGGAAUAAUUUAAAAGAAAUGUGUACUCCAGCACCUGAUGGAGAUCCUUUGGCAAAGUAUUGGCUUCAGAACUCUACUCAGUGCCCUGUUCUUACUCAUCCAGUUGAUGGUGGCUGGAGUAGUUGGUCUAAUUGGUCUCCAUGUACUCAUCUCAACGAUAAUGAAGGAAGUUUAUCAGACCACGACAAAUGUUUGUGUAGUACUCGUCAGUGUAACAAUCCUGCACCUCAAAACGGAGGAGUUUCUUGCAAGGGCAUGUCCAUGAGGGUUACAAACUGCACUGUUCAUGGAGGUUGGACGUCCUGGUCAGCAUGGUCUGCUUGUUCUCAAACAUGUGGCACUGCUGUGAAGACAAAAAGAAGGACCUGUGGUAAUCCUGCUCCAGCCCAUGGUGGGCGUGUGUGUGUUGGUCAAGAUCGUAGUGAGAUCUACUGCACAUCGAAUCCACCAUGCCCAGUGCUCACGCCUCCACCACGUGAUGGACAAUGGGGAGAGUGGGGGGAGUGGAAUACCUGUUCUCAAGCAUGUGGGGGUGGAUUUCGUGUACGACGUCGUGUGUGUGACAGCCCCCCUCCUGAAAAUGGAGGACAAGAUUGCCAAGGAUGCCAUCUUAGCUAUGAAACUUGUAAUAUGCAACCUUGCCCAGAAGGAAAGAAGUAUUCUUCAUGGACACCUUGGUUGCAAGUUAAUAACACCCCUUCUGGAAAUGGAUAUGUGGAACGAAGAUAUCGUUUUAUGUGUAGAGCUCCUGUAGAUGUCGCAACUAUCAGAAUCACUCAAACUAAGGAAGAAGAGAGAAUAUGUCAUUCUAAUGCCAAUUGCUUAAAAAUAGAAGGACAGAGUGAUCCUGAUGAAAGAUGGUCAGAGUGGUCAAGUUGGUCAUCAUGCUCUGCUGACUGUGGUGGUGGACAGCAAUUCAGAUCACGUUUUUGUAAUGGUCCAGAAAAGUGUGAGGGGUUGUCACAUAUGUCACGACAGUGCAACACUCAUAAAUGCAAUGCUGAAUGGAGCUGUUGGUCAGAGUGGUCAGAGUGUUCUGUGUCCUGUGGCCAAGGAAUUCGGCAGCGGACUCGUCACUGUUUGAUGGCAGGAAAUCAUAUGCAUCGUGGUACUAAUUGUGAAGGUCCAUCAGUAGGUCAGGAACAUUGUGAAGUUACUAGUUGUGAAUCCUUACGUGGUUGGGAAUCAUGGACAGUGUGGUCAUUAUGUGAUGCUAAUGGCAUGCAACAUCGUCAAAGGAAGUGCCAAUUUCCAAACCCAGAUGAGCAUUAUUGCCAAGGCUUGGAUAUGGAAACACGUAUGUGUAUUGAUGAUGGAAGAGAAAUAAAUGAUUUGGCUAUCCCAAGCAGCUUAGAUGCAGAUGCAGCCUCCACUAUACCUAUUCCUGUUGUUUUGGGAUCAUGUGCAGCAGCCUUUACAGCAGGAACUGUUCUUGCAGCAUUGUUUUGCUACUUUUUAUUCAGACAGCAAAGGUCAAGGGUUCCUGGUAGUCCACAUUAUAUUUCUUCAAAACAGAAUCCAUAUGUGACAGUUCCAUUGAAAGAAGUGGGUUCACAUGCUCGAAGAACUUCUUCACCAGUCACAAGUAGUACAUGUUCGAGUAGUGGUGGAAAAUCAGCUGGUAGUGGAACACCAAAGCUUUUUACAAAACCUAGUGAAUAUGAAACAGCGACAAUAAAGAGAAACAGUCAUAGUUUAGCAAAUGGUCAUAUUCGGAUGGAUUUAGAUCAGGAUAAAUUUUUUUAAGAGUAUGAUGUUAUCUGUCUUGAAAAAGUGUGUCUUCAAGAUGUGCUUGUUGUGUGUGUGGUUACAAGAAAUGACACUGUUGCUUGUUCUGUUAUUUUAUUUGUGAAAUUUGACAUUUAGUGUAAAUGUUUUAUGUGAUGUGAAUGUGAUGUUUUGUUAUUUAUAUACUUUUUAUACAAUGUAUUUGACCGAAGAGUAACUGUGGUAUAACUGUAGAGUAUCCAAAGCAAUAGUAAUAUAAGAAUGAUUUCCUAAAUUAAAGCAACACAAUUUUUUACUUUUGCAAAGCUUUCAGCUGUGUAAUAAAGACAUUCAAAUUGCUGUAAAAUAUAGUGUUGUUUUAUUAUAUAAGCUGUAACUGCUAUGAAAACUUUCUAGUAGGGAAUUUUGAACGUAUUGCUCACUAAUUCAUUCCUAAGAGCUUCUGAAUAGUUAUUUCGUUCAGUACAUGUUGUACUGUUGUGAAAUUGAAUAUAUGUUUUUGUGCAUAAUUUUUUGCACAUUUGUUUUGUAGAAGGUGUUUUAUAAGAACUUACAACAAUUGAUAUGUUCAUAGAAUGUGCUUUGUCUUCAAUAUAAGUAACUCUUGUGAAUGACAUUAACUUGAAAAAUCAGAGAGUGAAAAAAGCUAAUUGCUUCUUGCUUCAUUAAUAAUACCAAAUGUUCAAAUGUUGAACUAUUUUUAUUUUUGUGCCAAACACAAUGCCAUUAUAAUGCACUACAGUAAAUACUGAAAAUAAAAGUACUGUUGAAAGGUCAUACAUCAUUUUCUUGGUACAGCACUAAGGAAAUGAAAUCUAUUUUGUUUGAGGGUAGAGUAUUUGAACAAAUGAAUAUUUUUAACAUAUUUUUUGGAGAGUCAUUUAAGCUGUUAUUCUACAUCAGUAUAGGUAUGAUGUAAAGAAUUCUAUUAUGAAAAAAGAUAUGGGCAAAAUUUCUGAAGUGAGUUAUAAUAUUCAAAAUUCAAGGAUAGUCCAAAGUCAAGAGCUUAGUGGUUUCUGCCACUAGAAAUCAAAGAAUAAUUUAAUGCCCGUUUGUAAAUGAACUUUUAUGAUAUCUUGUGAUUUUGAAUGGUUUAAUGUCACAUGUACUUUUAUUUUUAGCCAAAAUGACAGACAAUUACAUCAAUAGGAAUUUUAGAUCUCACUUGGUUCUUUUGAUAGGUAUGAAAGUAUUAAAUGAAAUGUUAAAGCCUGGAGAUCACAAACAUAAUUAUUUAUAAAAUAAAACUUUUGGGUAUUGUUAUCCUUACAGUCGGUACGGUUCCAAAGUCACAUGAGGUGCGGUGUAUCUGGGACAUAUUCUUUCUCUUCUUGUGCAAUGGUCAAAAAGUUUGAGAAAGUAGAGGCAACAAACUAGAGCUACAAGAGGCAACAAACAACUUCUAUCAAUCCAUUUCCUAUUCCACAAGUGAAAUUACAUUAAACAUUUUUUUAAGAACUUUGUAGUUUGAGGCUUUUGUCUACUUUUGCUUUUACAAUUUCCACAAGAAAGGGAACUAGCAUGUUCUUUUUUCUUCUCUUUGAGUAACCAUAUGGACUUUUUAGCAUGUUUAACUGUUUUUUACUUCACCUUUCUUGCUCAAUUGAUUUAAAGCACGUAUUUGUGAGAAAUUUCCAUGGAUUGUGAUAAAAUGUAUCAUGUUAGAUACAUAAGCACAGUUUAUCUCAUAGAUCAAUUAUUUGUAUAUCUUAUUUUUCCACUCAGCUAGAUGUCAGUUAAAAGAAGUGAAGGUAAGCGACAAUGGGACACCUAACAAAAACCGACUAAAUAGCUUCUCCAUUACAAGAUGAGAACUACACUCGUUUCAAACUGUUGAUGUCUCUGAUGAUAUCAAAUUGACUGGAUGUGCACUGCAGAGCCUCUAACUGCGAGGUCCUAGGGUUCACGUCCUGAUAGUGGCAGGAUUUUUGACACUAGCUACAUAGCUAGGUAGAGUUCAGCCACUGUCCAGACGAGAAUUUUAAUGGCCAGCUGUUCUGAUGGUAGUUUCCUAUGGUUUCUCUGACCAACACCAUGAGAAUGCUGGAGCAGAACCCUAACAAAUGGGUCACAAACCAUGCACACUCUUUCCUUCCUCUUCCUUGUCCUAUUCUCAGCCCUUACUUACACACAUUCACACUUACAUACACUACACUACCACAUAUGCCAGGAGACCAGUCGGGAGCUUAGUUUGCCCCGGCUGGGGUGGUGCCUCGCUGGUGGCAAAUUUGUAGGUGGGGAAAACUUUGCAAGCUAAUGUGUAGGUUGGUGCCGGAUGUGGCCAUCCAGUAGGAAAAGAUCACGGCCACCUCCUGUGAUAAAACAUGCACUACAUUGCGAGUGUAUUGACUUAAACCAUUUAUAUUCCCAGAAACACUAAUCAAUCAAUCAAUCGCAUCGACUGGAGGGUUAAAUGGCAUGAUAAAUAGUCACAAUACCAUAUGAAGCAAAACAGUGACUGAAGAAGGCAGUACAUGUCAAUGAAAGUUAGUGAGAGUGAGACACAUGUAUAAAUAGAAGAAAAUGAUAUGAAAUUCUUGCUGAUGCACAGGCUGUACAAAUGGAAUGAGACUGUAUAGAUUAAGUGUGAAAUGUGCCUUAAAAUCGUAAUUGUCGUGUAGGUAUGGAGUAAAGUAAAUGUGAGUUGUGUUAACUUUCGAAACUUCUAAUUUUUGUGUAUACUUGUUUGAUUUUGAAAAUGAAAUGAAAAUGUACAAUAUUGAAAAGAGAAUACACAUUCAAUAUAACAGUAGCAUACUAUGUUGUAAAUAUUAUUGAUUUAGUAAAACAAUGUUCUCAUAACCACCUAAGCAGUUAUCAUUAUCAGCAGUUUAAAUUUUAUGCAUUCCAAUGAAGCAAUCUACAUGACAUAGA
Gryllus bimaculatus (two-spotted cricket) is the source of this 6223-nucleotide messenger RNA. The record is from the annotation of a GenBank genome assembly. Lineage: Eukaryota; Metazoa; Arthropoda; Insecta; Orthoptera; Gryllidae.